UAGAAACCUACAUCAUAAUUUAAAAUAAGCUUAUCCAGAACAGUUUCUGAUCCAUUGCCCUCUUCUGGCCACUCACGAAAAAAACAAGGCCCCGUCAACUACAUCGCCAUGACAUCAUGUCCAACAACCCAGCCAUCAGGACAAAUAAAUAGCCAUCAUGCAGACAACCAAGCCAAUUCACCUAGUAGUACACUGCCAGGGUAGUCUAUUAUACUGUGUACAUACUACUCCAGGCUAUGCGACUUCCUAGACCCUUCCUCUGCCACUCCAGACCCCUGCCACUCCGAACGCCACCCUCCCUAUUCAACCGCAUCAGCUUCAUCCAUUUCCAGCCGACAGCAGCUAAAAUGGCAAACAACACUCAAUACGGAGGCGAUCCUCUUCCCGAUGUGGGCGCCACCUAUCCCUCCCAGAACAACCAAUCCAAAUCCAGCGAAGACGACUGGACAAAGCGUCCGCCCUACAGCAUCCGCUCCCCUGAGGAAUUCGGGCCCGUGAAAUGGCGUGGGAAAUGCCAAUGCGGCCAGGUGACUUAUCAAUCAAGCCGGGACCGACCAUUGAAGUCUAAAUUCUGCCACUGUCGGGGCUGUCAAGUGACGCAUGGCGCGCCAUUCCAAUGGGCGGCUAUUUUCCAUAAAUCUGAUCUCGCUUUUACGAAGGGGGCUGAAGGCCUGUCGUUCUACUCCUCCACGAAUGACACUCAGGAGUAUAAGCUUCCGACUAAGGUGUAUUGUUCCUAUUGUCGAUCCCCUAUUAUGGAUGAGGGACGGAAUGUCUGCUUGAUGUUUCCGCAAGCCAUCGAGAGCGCUGAUCAUGAUGAACAUCGGCAGCACUGGCGCGAGGCGUUUGAACCAGAGUGCCAUAUUUUUUACGGCAAGCGAGUCUUAGAUAUUCCAGAUGGGAAGCCCAAGUGGUCGGGAAUUGACGAGCAAAGUGAUCUUUUGGAUGAGCAAGGCCGCAAGAAGGAAUGACUUGAUGGGAAGAAUAGUAGCCCCCGAAGCCGGAUGUAGAUAUGCAUGUUUUGUUUUUCUCUAUUAUUUAGCUGUCACGAAGUAUGAGCAAUGAUUAGGCUUCAGCCUUGCCAGAAG
Messenger RNA from Aspergillus piperis CBS 112811, 1088 nucleotides. RefSeq names its product GFA family protein. Lineage: Eukaryota; Fungi; Ascomycota; Eurotiomycetes; Eurotiales; Aspergillaceae. The transcript has 3 exons. The record is from RefSeq and is a predicted model, not a curated record. The coding region runs from base 348 to 971 and encodes 207 amino acids. Gene Ontology annotation, molecular function: carbon-sulfur lyase activity.